AUGGCGGCGGAUGCUUUUGCCGCUUUUGAUGCGGCCGACAAGGGCUCCAAAGAUCAGGAAUUCAGGGAGGAUCUCAACCGCAUCCUCAUCUGUCCCGACUGCAAGGAGGAUCCGCCCAACCUGGUUGAGGAGUACUCCUCGGGCGACAUGGUCUGCGCCUCGUGCGGUCUUGUCCUCGACCGCAUCAUUGACACGCGGUCUGAAUGGCGUACAUUCUCGGGCGACGACAACGGAAAUGAAGACCCUUCUCGCGUCGGUGACGCACCCAAUUUGAUGAUUGACGGCGACCAGCUCCAGACGUCGAUCGCAUUCGACGGCAAGGGCGCCAAGAACUUGGCUCACCUCCAGAACAAGAUCACCCAGGACAAGGGUACCAAAGCGCUCCUUCAGGCAUAUCGGGACAUACAGGCCCUGACCGACAGCAUAAACACGGGCAGCCAAGUGGCCAACACGGCCAAGCACAUUUUCAAGAUGGUCGACGACAACAAGGCGUUGAAGGGCAAGUCGCAGGAGGCCAUCGUGGCCGGCUGCAUCUUCAUCGCCUGCCGGCAGACGGGCGUGCCGCGGACGUUUAGGGAGAUCUACGGCCUUACCAAGGUGUCCAAGAAGGAGAUUGGGCGCGUCUUCAAGCUGCUCGAGGCCUUUCUGCAGAAGAUGGGCGGCGAGGACAAGGUGGCCAAGGCCACCGGUUAUAGCCAGCAAUAUCAGGCCAAGGGCUCCACGACCGCCGACGAGCUGUGCAUCCGCUUUUGCAGCGCCCUCUCGUUUCGAAAUCCCGUCCGUGUCGAGAGCAUUGCGCGCCGCCUCACCGAGAGAUCGUCCGAGGUGUCGGACCUCGCGGGCCGGUCGCCGCUGUCGGUUGCCGCCGCCUGCAUCUACAUGGCUGCUCACCUCGUUGGGGAACCGCGAAGCUACAAGGCGAUUGCUGCCGUCUCCAACGUCAGUGACGGGACCGUCAAGACAGCAUACCGGUAUCUCUACGCGGCAAAGAACACAGUUCUGACCAAGGACGUUUUCCCGGAGGAGAUGUUUGACGACGUUCUCGCGAAAGCGGACAAGGUGCCGGCGGCUUAG
Messenger RNA from Parathielavia appendiculata, 1074 nucleotides. RefSeq names its product cyclin-like protein. The record is from RefSeq and is a predicted model, not a curated record. NCBI's taxonomy places the organism in Eukaryota, Fungi, Ascomycota, Sordariomycetes, Sordariales, Chaetomiaceae. Gene Ontology annotation, molecular function: RNA polymerase II general transcription initiation factor activity; TBP-class protein binding. Gene Ontology annotation, biological process: transcription initiation at RNA polymerase II promoter; transcription preinitiation complex assembly. Bases 1 to 1074 code for a protein of 357 amino acids. The transcript has a single exon. Gene Ontology annotation, cellular component: transcription preinitiation complex; nucleus.